GUUUAUUGGUAAUAAAGAAGCGGGCCUGGAGAUUGUCGAGCCGUAAUAUACCACUAUGAUGCUUUUCCUUGGAUGAUGAACUGUCCUUUUCACUCGGCCCUAAUGUGAAGAAGGAGAAAUGGAUCUGAGGAAACAAUGUUAUCCUAGUGUUUUUCGUUUUUGAUACAUUUGCUCCCUCGGUAGGAGUUACAUAUCAAACCGUGGAACCAAGUAUGUAUAGACCUUGAUCUGAAAAGGACCUCCUCAUGAUUUAUGGAUUAAAUACAAAUAUUGUAUAGAAGUUACUGUUAUCACGUCUGUGACAUCUGUGCUAAAUAUUGACAGGGGAAAAUGCACAAGGAGUGAAGGGAAUUCUAACAUGUUUAAGAAUUUAAGUUUUCCAGGAAGAAGCUUUGUCAUAUGAAUAGUUGUGAUGUAUUUGGUGAGACUGUUAAUGAAGUCCAUAAUUGGAAUGAACAUGUCAAGAUACACACAGGCAAGACAUCACAGAGGAAUGUUUUGCAUCACAUCCACUGAAAUGAAGAGAAUUCAAGGAUUUCAGUGAGGCAUGUAAAUUCGUUUGAAAGAUAAAUCCUGCAAGUCGAUGUCUGUGGUAAAGAAGUUAAUAUGUACUAUGAUGUACACAGGAGAGACGAAGAUGUAUACAGGAGAAACGACGACGCAUACAGGAGAGAUGAUGUAUACAGGAGAGACAACGACGCAUACAGGAGAGAUGACGUAUACAGGAGAGACAACAACACAUACAGGAGAGAUGACGUAUACAGGAGAGACAAUGACACAUACAGGAGAGACAAUGAUGCAUGCAGGAGAGACGACGACGCAUACAGGAGAGAUGCCACAUAGUGAUACAGGAGAGAUGCCACAUAGUGAUAAGAGAGAGAUGUCACAUAGUGAUAUGGGAGAGAUGCCACAUAGUGAUAUGAGAGAUAUGCCACAUAGUGAUACAGGAGAGAUGCCACAUAGUGAUACAGGAGAGAUGCCACAUAGUGAUACAGGAGAGAUGCCACAUAGUGAUACAGGAGAGAUGCCACAUAGUGAUAAGGGAGAGAUGCCACAUAGUGAUACACGAGAUAUGUCACAUAGUGAUAUGGGAGAGAUGCCACAUAGUGAUACAGGAGAGAUGCCACAUAAUGUUAAGCGAGAGAUGCCACUUAGUGUUACAGGAGAGAUGCCACUUAGUGAUACAGGAGAGAUGCCACAUAGUGAUACAGGACAGAUGCCACAUAGUGAUAAGGGAUUAAACCAGACAGGGAAUUGUAAAACUAAUACAGGAAAAAAAACCUUCACAUGUGACGAAUGUGGUAAAAACUUUACUACAUCAAAUUCGCUGCAGACACACAAAAAGAUCCAUCUGAAAGAAAGACCAUAUCACUGUGAUGUCUGCGGUAGGGGAUUCAAUAGGCCGGGCAAUCUUAAGACACAUUAUAUGUUACACACGGGAGAAAGGCCUUACAAAUGUGAUGUCUGCGCAAAGGUAUUUACAACAGGGAGCAGUUUGAGGAGACACAUCAUUUCACAUUUAGAGGUGAGGCAGUAUAUAUGUGAAGAUUGUGGGAAAGGGUUUCAUUACGCUUAUGACCUACAAAGACACUCCUAUAUCCACACAGGCGAGAACCCUCACAGAGGUGAUCAGUAUGUACACAGCUGUGAGGUCUGCGGUAAAAGUUUUAGAAAAAAAUGUUUCCUGACCACACAUCAGAGGAUACAUACAGGAGAGAAGCCGUACAAGUGUGAUAUCUGUGAUAAAGGUUUUACUAUGGCACAUCAUCUAAAACGACAUUACCAGAUACAUACAGGGGAGAAGCCAUACAAGUGCGAUAUCUGUGGUAAGGAAUUUAGCUUGUCGCAUAAUCUACAAGGACAUCAUCGUACACAUACAGGAGAGAAGCCGUACAAGUGUGAUAUUUGUGAUAGGGGAUUUAGCGUGGCACAAACACUAAAAGAACAUUACCGGAUACAUACGGGGGAAAAGCCUUAUAAGUGUGAUAUCUGUGGUAGGAGGUUUAGUAAAGUACAACAUCUAAAAGGACACCACCGCACACAUACAGGAGAGAAGCCGUACAAGUGUGAUGUUUGUGGUAAGCAAUUUAGCAUGGCGCAAACACUAAAAGAACAUUAUCGGAUACAUACAGGAGAGAAGCCGUACGAAUGUAAUGAGUGUGAAAAGGGGUUUUGUAACAAAAAGGAUUUACAGCGACAUAUUAUGAAACACACAGGAGAGAAACCUCACAAGUGUGAAGCCUGUGGCAAAGGCUUCACUGCGAAGACUAGCUUACGUUCACACCAAUCAAAACACGUCGGGAUCGAUGAAACAGGAAUUUUACCCCCCUCUCUUCAACAUGUGAACAAAAUGCUAGAAGAUGAAUGAAAGGAUGUGAUUUUACUGUGACACCUUAGCAGAACAAUUAAUAGGGGUGUGAUUUUACUGUGACACCUUAUCAAAACAACAUUUACCUGGACAUCUAAACAAAGCAAUAAAUAAGAGUGCUAUUUUACUUUGACAACUUCACAUAACAAUAGGGGUUAGAUUUUACCCUGACACCUAAACAAAGCAAUAGCUUAACCUAACCCUGACACCUUAACAAAAUGGAGUGAUUUUACCCAGACACAAUUAACAAAACAAUAAUAUGGGUGUGAUUUUAACACGACACCUAAACAAAACAAUAGGAUGUGAUUUUACCCAGACACCUUAACAAAACAACGGGGUGAUUUUACCCAGACACCUUAACAAAACAAUAGGAUGUGAUUUUACCUGAUCACCUUAACAAAACAAUAGGAUGUGAUUUUACCUGAUCACCUUAACAAAACAAUAGGAUGUGAUUUUACCUGAUCACCUUAACAAAACAAUAGGAUGUGAUUUUACCUUGACACCUAAACAAAACAAUAGGGUGUGAUUUUACCUGAUCACCUAAAGAAAACAAUAGGAUGUGAUUUUACCUGAUCACCUAAACAAAACAAUAGGGUGUGAUUUUACCUGGACACCUAAACAAAAGAAUAGGAUGUGAUUUUACCUGGACACCUAAACAAAACAAUAGGAUGUGAUUUUACCUCAUCACCUUAACAAAACAACGGGGGGAUUUUACCUGGUCACCUUA
Molecule: messenger RNA, 3095 nt
Organism: Pecten maximus
Lineage: Eukaryota; Metazoa; Mollusca; Bivalvia; Pectinida; Pectinidae
Product: zinc finger protein 2 homolog
Exons: 2
Coding region: 584-2368 (594 amino acids)
Biological process (GO): regulation of transcription by RNA polymerase II
Cellular component (GO): nucleus
Molecular function (GO): RNA polymerase II cis-regulatory region sequence-specific DNA binding; DNA-binding transcription activator activity, RNA polymerase II-specific
Source: RefSeq, a predicted model, not a curated record